Messenger RNA from Callithrix jacchus (white-tufted-ear marmoset), 441 nucleotides. The record is from RefSeq and is a predicted model, not a curated record. NCBI's taxonomy places the organism in Eukaryota, Metazoa, Chordata, Mammalia, Primates, Cebidae.
AUGCCCAAGAAAAGGGCUGAAGGGGACGCUAAAGGAGAUAAAGCCAAGGUGAAGGACGAACCACAGAGAAGAUCCAUGAGGCUGUCUCCUAAACCUGCUCCUCCAAAGCCAGAGCCCAAGACUAAAAAGGCACCUGCAAAGAAGGGAGAGAAGGUACCCAAAGGGGAAAAGGGAAAAGCUGAUGCUGGCAAGGAAGGGAAUAACCCUGCAGAAAAUGGAGAUGCCAAAACAGACCAGGCACAGAAAGCUGAAGGUGCUGGAGAUGCCAAGUGAAGUGUGUGCAUUUUUGAUAACUGUGUACUUCUGGUGACUGUACAGUUUGAAAUACUAUUUUUAUCAAGUUUUAUAAAAAUGCAGAAUUCAGUUUUAAUUUUUUUAAGGCUUUGUUGUCAGCACACAGAACACAUCAUUGUUUUUUUUUUUUUGCGAGAAGGAACAUAA